AUGGCCGUCGAGCGCCUGAAUCACUCGCUGAACGAUUCGCUGGAAAUCGGCAGAUCCCGAGUGAACGGAGGCUCGCAGUUUUCACCCUCCCGAUCCACGCCACCGGUGGCACCAGUGGAGAUGGGAGAAAAGGCCGACUUCAGGGCGUUUUCUGCGCAAGAGGACGAGCUCCCUGGCGGUUCGCUUUGCCCAGACCUCCUUCGCUACGACGAUCUUCUCCUGUUGCAAGACAAGACGAACGGCAAGAACCGGGCGCUGGGCGUCGAGAGGCUGCAAGCGGCCGUCGAGUCGGUGGAGAACUCCACAGUACUCGAAGACAACCUCCCGUCUCUGGUGGACGAGGCGUGCUCGGCAAUGGGUGACAGCCACAUCAAGGUCUGCCUGGCGGGCCUCCAACUCCUGGAUCCGCUCAUCAGGCGCACAGGGAGCAACCUGAGUCCCCACAUCUCGUCCCUGGUGGAGGCCGUGCUGGUCAAGAUGGGCAGGAACAAGCACGUCCUGAAAAAGGCAGGGAUGAGGAUCCUGGUGCACCUAAUGCACUACAGUCAGCCGCAGGACGUGCUGACCGAGAUCACCCGGUUCGGACUGAGGCACAAGCAGUCCAAGGUGCGAGAGGAAUCGCUCAACGUGCUCACGGCUGCACUCAUCCGUUUCCCUCGCUCUGAGUUUCGCCUCACCCAGCUGGCCAGGGACGUCGUUUCCCUGCUGAGUGACGGAAAACCGCACGUCCGUCAGGCCUGCAUGGAGUGCAUGGCCAAGAUCACAUCUCUGUGCAACUCAGAGGAAGAUCUGAGACAAGUCAUGUCCUUUGCUGCCAAGAACGGACACCACUCCCCCAAUGCUCCCCACAGCUUGGCGGCGCUCAAGGCCCUCGAGUGUCGCAUCGUUCGAGAGUGUGGCCCCCCUCGUCUGAGAGAAGACGGGCUGGUCGAGUACGGCAUGCCGGUGGUUGGCGUCGAUGUCCCGCUCUCCCAACACGGCCCCGACGUGGAAUGGAUCAGGAGCGGAGCCCUCGGUGGAGAGGGAAACCCGGUGUCCAAUGGUCUAGAGGAGAGCUCCGUGGCUAGGAAGGAGGCAAGGCUGCGUCCGUUUCGCAGUGCCUCCAAGAAACUGCCGUGGGAGAUUGACGAAGCCGAGAGGAGCAAAAAUGGCGACAUCAGUAACAGUCACCUAAAUGACACUACUGCAGAUCUGAACACUACCUUUACACUGCCGAAAGCUUCCAAGAAUGCAGCAACUUCCCGGCUGAUGAUGCACCAGCGACCACCUUCGUCCAAGCAGCUGUUUGCAAAGGAGGGAAGCCGAUCUCCUUCAUCUCAUCGACCUCCGACCGGCAGACGACAGCUGGCGCCACUCUCUGACUCUGAGAAGAGACGGAGCCCACCACGCAGCCCACCCCGCAGCCCAGUCAACAGCUCGGAAUCCUCCCUCUUCGUCCAAGACCUUCGCGACAUGGUUCCCCCUCCGUCCCGCGGAGGGCCACUGCCCCCACCGAUCCCUCCCCCGGGGACCAAAUUUUCCCGCCGACACCAGAGUCUCCCGAGUGGAGUCGCCAACCGUGACCUCCCGACAAGAGGUCAGCAACACAAGACGGUCAACUUUGGCAACGGGUCACCUCGACUGGGCCCGAUUGGCAGUCCGACAAGCAGUAGACACAACCAGCUACAUGUGUCAGAUGAGGCUCAGUCUGGCGUGUCUGGGGUGCUCCCCCCAGCCGUGCCUCCCUCUGAGCUGGUCGAAUCGUGGCCUCGCUCUCGCGUCAGAGCUCGAGGCAAGGGACCGGCGGUGACUGGUGCUCCAGCAGGACCCUCAGAGCUGAUCACUGCUGACCCUCUCAAGGCUUUUGGAGGAGUUGGGGAUCCAGUCCGGACGAGCGUUGUUCGUCCUCCUUCCAAGCCGCGGGCUCGCAACCCCAUCAUCAUGAAGCAGCGACAGGAAGAGAAGAAACUCAGGACCUCCCUCCUCCAACAGCACCAGCAACAGGAGAGUUCCCAGGAGAACAGUCCGACUCAGACGGAGAAGGAGUUCCUGAUGUGUGCCAACACCACGCUCCAGGACGAUUACUACUACUCCAGUGUCCCCGAGGACACCACGGGACUGGAGCACAGCCUCUCCUCCUCACUCACCUCUCUCUGUCGCCACCCAAAGGAACCUGCCCAGUCCACCAGGACAACAGAGGUUGAGAAACUGGAGCAAGUCAGAAAGGAGAAGGGGUCUCGCAAGGCCCCGCAUCACUCAGCCGUCUGUUCCCAGUCCUAUUCUCCACAAGCUCCACACGAUGAAAUCCCCGUUGGACUCAGUCACAAACGGAGACAGAAGAAGAGGGAGGAGGCGGCAGCAGCUGACGAGGCAGCCGAGAAGAGGGCCAGAACCGGUGUGAGGGUGGAGAAGGACUUCAACAAGACGUUCACUCUUGGCGAGUCGCUUGCCCAUGCCGACCCCUCGUCAGUCUCCUGGCAGACUCUGCAGGCUCUGGCACAGACUGCUCCGUCCCACCUCCCCCCGAGAUACCGACCAAGACCAAGAAGAAGACGAAGAGAAACGGAGCAACGAAGCUCUGGCAGCUCGGAGGGGUCCGACCCAACCUUCCACAAUGUCAGAAUCAGAGGACCUGUGAGAGAAACGAGCCUCUUCCGAGUCGCCAAGACGGUCGAAAGGCGACGGUCAAGACUGGGACUCCGCAAGGCGGGGGCUCUGGGUCCCGAAGGCCAACGCCCCUCAAUAGAGAGGGGAGGCACAAACACAAUCAAGAUGGAGGUCAACGGAGUCAAAUCUCCACCUCCUCCGGCACAACUCUCACCCGAGAAAGAGCUGUCUCCACCGGCAGCAGUACCGCCAGCCAGAGGCGGGGCCAGGGGCAGGAAGCAGAGACAGUCGGAGCCUGCCUUCAUGUUUGGAAGCCACGAGACAAAGAUGGCUAUGGGCGGACACGAUGACUCUCCCACUGGAACCACUCGUGGUGGAGCUACUCUCACCGACGAGAGCCCGGAUGGGAGCAGCGAGAGGCUUCUCCCCGAAGUUCCCCGCCAGUCGCGCAAGAAACACUCCAAGUACGCAGUGAUAGGAGGAACCAGGGGAACCAGAGAGGACCACCGCCUGGCGCAGAGCAACGGACACCACCACAGACGUCGAGGGAGCUGCGAUGACGGCUUCCCAACAGCGACGACGGGGGAAAAUGGAUCUCCAAUGAACAGGAGUCUUCCCGAUCUCCAGCCAUUCUCCAGCCCCGAGCGUGGGCUGCGAGAAGCGCUGUCGCAGCUGGACGACAGCGACUGGAACAAGAAGUGCGAUGGGCUGUUGGGAGUCAGACGACUGGCUGCCUACCACACACAGAGACUCAUCCCCGACCUCCACAACGUGACACUGGCUGUAGUCAAAGAGGUGGAGAACCUCCGAUCAUCAGUGGCCCGAGCUGCCAUUAGCUGUCUGGGAGAUGUGUUUGUCUAUGCUGGUCACUACAUGGACCCUGAGCUGGAUAGGGUUGUGAAGGUACUGCUGCACAAGACAGGAGAGUGUAAUGCGUUCCUGCGAGAGGACGUCGAGAAAACAAUGCACGAGAUUGCCCAGCACGCCACACCAGGGAAACUGCUCCUGGCCAUCGUUGCAGGAGGCUUCAAUCACCGCAACUCCCAGCUCCUUCAUGCCUCCAGAGACAUCCUGGAGAAGGCACUCAUUGCUACACUCGGUUUUGUCGGCGACGCCACUGCUGAUCCAAGGUUCUAUGGCCGAGUGUGCCUCAGUCACCUCAUGACAGAGCCUGACUUUGAGAGGAUUGCCUCGCGAACUCUGAACACCCAGCAAUGGUCAAAGAUGAGAGACGCUGUGGAAAUGAUCAGAGUCAAGGGAGUAGGGGAUCCUCCAAGUGAGGCCACUCCCACCACUCGCUCCAGACACCCGACGGGGGGAACCUCGAGGGCCACUAGCCAUGCGAAGGGGACGGGGGGACCGAGGACAUCGGUAGCCGUCCACUGCGGGGAGAACCCUCCCCUCCCAGAUCGUUUGGUGGAGCGACUGAACGCCGGUAACUGGGAGGAUCGCCAGGAGGCCAUCAACGUCUUGGAGCAGUUUGUGGAUCGGCAUCCGAAGGCUCUGGAGCCUCACAUGAAUAAGACUGGGGUUUCUCAACUCUGUGGAUUGACGAUGACGUCUUUCCUGACAGGUUUUGAUGCUUUCAACCCGAGGCUGACAGACCGGAACAGCAAGGUGAACCUGCGGGCACUCCAGGCCUUCAGCAACAUGGUCCCUCUCCUGGGCAGUCUACUGGCACCUCUCAGUGCCAACAUUAUCAAGGCUCUCAUGCCCAACCUGGCCUCCAAGAAUUCUUCCAUUCUUUCCGCCGCAACUACCGUCUUUGACCUCAUCUCACAGUGCAUUGAUCCGGCACAUCUAAUUCAACCAAUAGCCACACAUUCUCAACACGGCAAUGCCAGGAUCCAACCCAUCAUGAUCAAUAAACUCGCAGAGCUGGCUGAAGUGAUCCACAGCUACAAUCCCAGGCUGGUGGUGAGGCAGAUCCUGCCUGUGGUGUGGCACUUCAUGGCGGGGAAGCCACCUGGCUCCAACGAGGUGAAGGAGGCCAUUGUCGCUCUCUGCCACACUCUGUACGACGUGAUGGGGCAGAGUCUCCUGGACUGCGCCUCCACCCUCUCCCCACAGAGCCAGCAGAGGCUGAACCGAAUUCUACUACUCGACAAACUUUAGCUAGGUGUUCACGCUGUAUGUUUCAGUCACAUUUUUGUCUGUGUCUGUGUUGCACGCCAUAGGUUUUGUUUGUUUGUCACCUGUCAGCAUUGGACGUUCACUCACUAAUUUUAAACCACCUGAAAUCAUACAC
This is a messenger RNA of Geodia barretti, 4834 nucleotides long. NCBI's taxonomy places the organism in Eukaryota, Metazoa, Porifera, Demospongiae, Tetractinellida, Geodiidae. The record is from the annotation of a GenBank genome assembly.